Molecule: messenger RNA, 1638 nt
Organism: Raphanus sativus (radish)
Lineage: Eukaryota; Viridiplantae; Streptophyta; Magnoliopsida; Brassicales; Brassicaceae
Product: cytochrome P450 71B7
Exons: 2
Coding region: 37-1554 (505 amino acids)
Molecular function (GO): oxidoreductase activity, acting on paired donors, with incorporation or reduction of molecular oxygen; iron ion binding; heme binding
Source: RefSeq, a predicted model, not a curated record
ACUAUCACCUCUCAGAUAUUUCAUACACUGCAAGCAAUGUCACCUUUGCUCUGUUUCCUCUCUCUCUUGCCCAUUUUCUUAUUUUCUUUAUCGAUCUUCUCUAACAAACUCAAAAGAGGGAAGUUUCCUCCGGGACCACGAAAGCUUCCGAUCGUUGGGAACUUACACAACCUCAACGGAUUGUCUCACACAUGUUUUCAAAACCUCUCCCAAAAGUUCGGACCAGUGAUGCUUCUCCGUUUACGAUAUGUCCCCACGGUCGUGAUCUCAUCGAGAGAAGGUGCUGAAGAAGCUCUCAAGACCCACGAUCUUGAAUGUUGCAGCCGACCAGAGACUGUCGCGACCAGGAUGCUCUCUUACAACUUCAAAGACAUCGGGUUCGCGCCUUACGGCGAGGAAUGGAAAGCGUUGAGAAAGCUAGUUGUUAUGGAGCUCUUGAACGCCAAAAAACUCAAGUCCUUUAGGUAUAUUAGAGAGGAAGAGAAUGACGUAUUGGUCAAGAAACUGAGAGAGUCUGCGCUGACGGGUUCACCGGUGAAUCUCACGAAGGCCCUUUUCACGCUCGUCGCUAGUGUUGUCUGUAGGCUCGCGUUUGGUAUAGAUAUUCACGAGUGCGAGUUCAUCGAUGAGGACAACGUUGCAGAUCUAGUACACAAGUUUGAGUUGCUCAUCGAUGGCUUCGCGUUCUCUGACUUCUUCCCUGGAGUGGGUUGGCUUGUCGACCAGAUAUCCGGACAGAACAAGACACUGAACGAUGUUUUCUCGGAGCUAGACACGUUCUUCCAGAAAGUGCUCGAUGAACAUCUUAAGCCUGGAGGAAGAGUAUCAUCAUCAGAGAGCCCUGAUGUCGUUGACGUGAUGGUUGGUCUGAUGGAGAAGCAAGGGAAAGAUGGUGACUCGUUCAAGCUCACCACAGAUCAUUUCAAAGGAAUCAUCUCGGACAUAUUUCUAGCGGGAGUAAACACAAGUGCCAUCACUCUAGCCUGGGCCAUGACAGAGCUGAUCCGAAACCCGAGAGUGAUGAAGAAAGUACAAGACGAGAUUCGGACAGCACUAGGAGACAAGAAGGAGAGACUCACAGAAGAUGAUCUCAACCAGCUUCACUACUUCAAGCUUGUGGUCAAAGAAACGUUCAGAUUACACCCAGCUGCUCCUCUUUUACUGCCGAGAGAGACAAUGUCUGAGAUCAAGAUCCAAAGCUAUGACAUCCCAGCUAAAACACAGAUGAUCAUCAAUGUUUACUCGAUCGCACGUGAUCCAAAACUUUGGACAAACCCUAAUGAGUUUAAUCCUGAUAGGUUUCUGGAGAGUAAUUCGAUAGAUUACAAAGGACUGGAUUUUGAGCUGUUACCAUUUGGGUCUGGUAGGAGAAUAUGUCCAGGGAUGAUGAUGGGAAUAGCUAAUGUGGAAAUGGGAUUGUUGAACUUGCUCUACUUCUUCGACUGGGGAUUGCCUGAAGGGAAGACUGUGAAUGACGUGGACUUGGAAGAAACUGGAUCCAUCAUUGUCAGCAAGAAAGCAACUCUUGAGCUUGUCCCAUUUAUUCAUAACUGAAAAAUGACUAUCAUGAAGCAAAUCAUAGUGUGUUUUGAUUUUGCAUCAUAUUAUUAUAAUAAAGAAAUUGAACUCAGCUUCCUA